Microcebus murinus (gray mouse lemur) is the source of this 1074-nucleotide messenger RNA. RefSeq names its product testisin-like. Gene Ontology annotation, biological process: proteolysis. NCBI's taxonomy places the organism in Eukaryota, Metazoa, Chordata, Mammalia, Primates, Cheirogaleidae. Gene Ontology annotation, molecular function: serine-type endopeptidase activity. The record is from RefSeq and is a predicted model, not a curated record.
AGGAGGAAGCAGAGGGGGCGCCACGCUGCGCAGCCGAGGCCAUGGGCGCGCGGGCCUGCGCGCUGCUGCUGGCGCUGCUGCUGGCGCGGGGGGACCAGGAGAAGAAGCCGGAGAAGCAGGAGGCCGACCUGUUGUCAGGUCCCUGCGGCCAGAGGACCAUCCCGCCGCGCGUGGUGGGUGGAGAGGACUCGGUGAUCGGGCGCUGGCCAUGGCAGGGCAGCCUGCGUCACUGGGACUCCCACACUUGCGGAGCCAGCUUGCUCAACCGCCGCUGGGUGCUCACAGCUGCGCACUGCUUCGAAGAUUCGAGUGACCCCUUUUCAUGGUCGGUCCAGUUUGGCGAGCUGAGUGCCAUGCCAUCUUUCUGGAACCUUCAGGCCUACUACAAUCGUUACCAGGUGCAGAAUAUUUACACGAGUCCCAGGUACCUGGGGUCGACAUCCUAUGACAUUGCCAUGGUGAAGUUGUCCACCUCCGUCGUGUACACUAACCACAUCCAGCCCAUCUGUCUCCUGGCCUCCACAUUAGAGUUCGAGAACCGGACAGACUGCUGGGUGACCGGCUGGGGGCACAUUGAAGAAGAUAAAUCUCUGCCAUAUCCCUACACCCUCCAGGAAGUGCAGGUUGCCAUCAUAAACAGCUCCAUGUGUAACCACCUGUACCAACAAAAAGAUUUCCGCUUAGACAUCUGGGGAGACAUGGUUUGCGCUGGUUAUGCCGAAGGCGGCAAGGACUCCUGCUUCGGUGACUCAGGUGGACCCUUGGUGUGCGAGAAGGAUGGACUGUGGUAUCAGGUUGGAGUCGUGAGCUGGGGAGUGGGCUGUGGUCGGCCCAACCGGCCCGGUGUCUACACCAAUGUCAGCCAGCACUUCAAAUGGAUCCUGAAGCAGAUGACCCGGAGUGGCAUGCCCAGGCCAGACCCCUGCCUGCCGCUGCUCCUCCUCACGCUGCUCUGGGCUCCCCGACUCCUGCAGCUUGGGGCUUGAGUGUCCUGCGCCCGUGAGGAUCGAGUCGCCUGCUGAGCCAGGCUCUGGUCUCUCCUGUCCUGUGUGCCAAUAAACACGUUUGAGUGAC